Molecule: messenger RNA, 310 nt
Organism: Dimorphilus gyrociliatus
Lineage: Eukaryota; Metazoa; Annelida; Polychaeta; Dinophilidae
Source: the annotation of a GenBank genome assembly
GAUGGAAGGCGAAUGUUGGUGUCAAUUUCAAGCGAAUCCUCAGUUUUCAAUAAUGUCAACGAAAAAGAAACGUGGCCCUCCGAAACAAACAACAACAAAAGAAGUGGUAAAGAAAAGAAGGUUAGCAGCAAACGCCAGAGAACGAAAAAGAAUGACUAGCUUAAAUGUAGCGUUUGAUAAAUUGCGAGAAGUUGUCCCAUCCAUAAGUUCGGAGAGGAAGCUGAGUAAAUAUGAAACGCUGCAAAUGGCUCAAAGUUAUAUUGCCGCAUUAGAGAAAUUACUACAAAAUGCGGACGGAAGUUCACCAUGA